UCUGAGGACGCAGCAGAGGAGCUGAAGACGGAUCAUCAUGAGGAUGGAGCUUUUAUCCAGGAUGAAGGCUGCUGGGGUCGUUACGCUGAUGAUGAUGAUGAUGAUCAGCCUUCAUCAGAUUUAUUCUUCUUCUGCUCAGGAGUGUCCACCCACCCACGAUCUGCUGAACUCGCUGCGGCAGGUGGAGAAGAUGCUGGCAGUCCAUGAGACGUCCUACCAGCAGGGCCUGCGCUCCCUAAAGAAGAAGAUUAGUGUUCUGCACAACAGCACCAUGGCCGUCUUUAAAAUCGCAUCCUGCCCCAAACCGGAUCCCCCCGCUCACGGCCGCAGACUGGGCAGGGUGUUUGGCAUCGGACACGAGGUCCACUUCCUGUGCAAGUCCGGCUACGAGCUGAUUGGUCCUCGGACCCGAGUGUGUCUGGAGUCUCUGAAGUGGAGCGGUCAGCAGCCCAUGUGCAGACGCCUCAACAGCACCGCCAACUCCCUCCCCUCCUUCUCUCCCGCUUCUCCCUCCUCCUCCACCUCCUCUUCAUCAUCAUUUCCUGCUUCUGCUGCUCUGUCAGCAUCCUCUUCAGCAACUUCACUUUCUCACCAAUCACCCACGUCAUCCUCUCCCUCCUCUUCAGUACGACCCUCUCACUGCACGCACUUCCUGGGCUCCACCCGCUGCACCUGUGACGUGGGCUUCACCAUAUCAGGCCGUGACAACAACAUCUGCACAGAUAUAGACGAGUGCCAUCUGUUUCCUCUCGGUCAGCCCGGCCGGCUCUGCGUCCAUCAGUGCGUGAACACACCCGGCAGCUUCCACUGCAUCUGUCCGUCCGGCUACGACCUGACGAGAGACGGCCGUGGCUGCACAGACAUUGAUGAGUGUGAAAACCGGAUGCACAACUGCACAGCAGACCAGCUGUGUGUAAACACCUACGGAGGUUUCCAGUGUGUCACGGUGGAGUGUCCUCGCAUGAAAAACGCAACGUACAUCAAAACAUCGUCCAUGCGGUGUGAGAGGAACCCGUGCAUGCUGGGAGACAAGGCAUGCACUCAGGCACCAAACUCCAUCUCCUUCCACUUCCUCUCUGUAGUGUCCAACAUGUCCGCCCCGCGCAUCCUCUUUCGGGUGUCUGCCGCUCGCGUGCUGGGAGACACGCUGCGAUUCGGCCUCGCAGGUGAUCGCGGCCGGGGCCACUUUAGUGUGCAGCGCUCGGGCAGACAGACGGGCACCCUCCUCCUGGUGACGCCCAUCAAGGGGCCGGCCACGCUAGAGGCCGAGGUGGAGAUGAGCGAGCUGGAGCACAACACCCUGCUGGGCCGCUACCUCACCAAGGUCACCCUGUUCGUGUCUCCGUACGAGUUUUAGAAAGGAGUGAUGACGGUUACCCGGAGUUUGUAGAAGGAGAUAACCUGAACUCUGACUGUACUGAUGAAGAUGUUUCAGGGCAGGAUGAAGAGUGGAUGUGGAACCACCGAGUGUUUUUGACCUCUUUGUAGGUGACUCACUGUAAUUUUCAACUUCUUUUUAAAAAUAUGAAUUUUGUAUAUAGAGCGUAACGUGGUCAGAUUCACGUAGACCUAAUAUUUAGUGUUUAGGAUUUUGAAGUGGGCCUGCUCUGCCUCAUUUUCUUUGCAUAUAUAUAUGUAAUAUGUUGUUUUUGAACAUAACCAGAUAAGUUUCAGAUAAUGAGGUCAGCACAUAUAGAAGUAAACCUCGUGAGACAAAAGCUCAGGCUUCACAAAGUUGUUUUUUUCUACUGUUGAAAUUAUGUCACCGAGAGAGGAUAUUCCUAAUAUGGUCAUCUUAAGCCCCUCAAACACUUUUGUUUUCGUGAAGGACAGCCAAUCAGAGGGAGUUGCCUUAAUAAGAAAGUAUUUUUUUUCAUAAAGACCCUUUACUCUGUUGGGUCCCACCCAGCAUCGCAUCCUUCAAUUUGACGUAUAUUUUAAAUUAUUUUAUACUGAAAGACAAUCUUUAAAAAAAACAAAAAAAAAAAAACACACAUUCUAAAUAAUCUAAUGUUUGUUACAUGUUCGUUUUUAAGAGUCUGUCCUCUUCUAGCUACCAAAGUGACUUCUGUAGAAAGCUAACACUAACUUGGACUCAGAUUGCUAGGAUGCUACGCUACACUGGCGCUACUUAGUGCACCAUGCUAAGUAUUCAUGUUAGAGUACAACCUGUACAUUCUCUUUGGGUUUAGUUCAUAUUAAAAGGUUUAAUACUGCCUUUUAAACUCAUGUUUACACCAAACCUACCUUCAGUCAUACAGAGCUACUCUAGUGGAUGCCGUCAUUAACACAUGGAGCCGGAAAUGAGGAGAAUCAGUGACCUUUGAAGCAAAACAAAAGUCAGCGAACUGGAGCACAAAUUCAGCCAAACCAGUUAAUUAAA
Oreochromis niloticus (Nile tilapia) is the source of this 2383-nucleotide messenger RNA. RefSeq names its product fibulin-7-like. The transcript has 7 exons. NCBI's taxonomy places the organism in Eukaryota, Metazoa, Chordata, Actinopteri, Cichliformes, Cichlidae. Gene Ontology annotation, molecular function: calcium ion binding. The coding region runs from base 38 to 1357 and encodes 439 amino acids. The record is from RefSeq and is a predicted model, not a curated record.